AUGAGUGUAGAGAACAAAAGGAGAUCGGAAAUUAUAAAAAGACAGGCUGCUAUCCGAAAGAAGGAGACAGAGCCAUCCAAACUUGAGAAGCUGGUGCAGGCCUUUACACACUGCAAAAAGGAAAUUUUCCAUGUAAAGCAGUUCUUGAAGAGAUCUAAAAAACCCAACCAAGGAGAGUACCUGCAGAUGCUGGCUGCCCACACAAAAGGAGUUCUUUUAUUGGGGUUCCUAGGAUACAUCAUCACGUUUAUACAUAUCCCCAUUAACAACAUUCUAUUUGGCAUAAAGAAGUGA
Messenger RNA from Nematocida ausubeli, 294 nucleotides. RefSeq lists its product as uncharacterized. Lineage: Eukaryota; Fungi; Microsporidia. The transcript has a single exon. The coding region runs from base 1 to 294 and encodes 97 amino acids. Gene Ontology annotation, biological process: protein targeting. The record is from RefSeq and is a predicted model, not a curated record. Gene Ontology annotation, cellular component: membrane. Gene Ontology annotation, molecular function: transmembrane protein transporter activity.